Aplosporella prunicola CBS 121167 is the source of this 806-nucleotide messenger RNA. RefSeq lists its product as uncharacterized. The record is from RefSeq and is a predicted model, not a curated record. NCBI's taxonomy places the organism in Eukaryota, Fungi, Ascomycota, Dothideomycetes, Botryosphaeriales, Aplosporellaceae. The transcript is spliced from 2 exons. The coding region runs from base 117 to 701 and encodes 194 amino acids. Gene Ontology annotation, cellular component: cytoplasm.
CGCUUGUCUGUGCCCUACCCAUCUCUCAUUUUCCAUCCCUGAUCCACUCUCCGCCACGGCGUCGCCACCCCGCAACUUAGCACCUACCGCCGCAUUCCGAACUCCAAUAGCCCAUCAUGACGGACCUCAGCAAGUGGGAUAGUGACAACACCCUCUAUCUCUUCACCUCUCUGACAGCCGGCUCCACCCAUGUCGUCACCGCCACCUCGCGCAUCGAAACAAUCCUCAGAGCGAACCGAAUUCCCUUCACCUACAUUGACACUGCGACAAAUGAAGAGGCCAGGAAGUUGUACAGUCGUAGAGCCGGCGGCAAGAAGUUCCCAUUGCUGGUGAAGGAGGGUUACGUCCUCGGCGGCAUCACGGAAGUCGAAGAAUGGAAUGAAUUCGGCGAGCUCCAUGACGAAAUCGGGGAAGUGGCCACCGUCAAUACCUCCAUCGUGACCGCCCCACAGAACGCAGACUUCAAGUCCCCGUAUGGUGACCCCAAGGCUUCCGCGCCCGUCGCUUCCUCGGGAUCCUCCGUGGCAUCCAAGAAGACGGACUCGACCAAGGAAAACAUUCCUGCGCUGUCCGAGGAGGCGCAGUUAGCCAUGGCCCGCGCCAGCAGUGAAAUCGCAUCGAUUGCGUCGGAGAAGAAGAAGGCACCUUCGAUCGCUUCCACGAAGACCACGCAGUCCAAGUCCACUCCGGACGCGGAGUAAGAUAACAUCGCACGACAUCUCUGGCAUUUCGACUAAUCGACAUCUCAGCACUACCCUCGUCGACAGGACCAGCACCAGCGCCCCUCGUUCCUCCAGCGAAUCGGC